AUGGAAGCAACUCUACUUCCUAACCCCAAAGACACCAAUGCUACCAUUCUCCUCAUGGGAUUGCGCAGAGGAGGCAAGUCGUCCAUCUGCAAGGUGGUGUUCCACAACAUGCAGCCAUUGGACACCCUCUACCUUGAAAGCACGUCGAAACCCACCACCGAGCUGUUUUCGUCACUUAUCGAUCUUUCCGUGAUGGAGUUGCCUGGCCAGCUCAACUACUUCGAGCCCAACUACGACUCGGAGCGGUUGUUCUCGUCCAUUGGUGCGUUGGUCUACGUCAUCGACUCCCAGGAUGAGUACCUCAACGCGUUGACCAAUUUGUCCAUGAUUGUGGAGUUUGCUUACAAGGUCAACCCCAAAAUCAACAUCGAGGUGUUGAUCCACAAAAUAGACGGGUUGUCCGAAGACUACAGAAUCGACGCCCAGAGAGACAUCAUGCAGAGAACUGGUGACGAAUUGCUCGACUUGGGGUUGGAGGGUGUCCAGGUUUCGUUCUACUUGACGUCGAUUUUCGACCACUCUAUCUACGAGGCGUUCUCCAGAAUCGUACAGAAGUUGAUCCCCGAAUUGCCCUCUUUGGAAAACAUGUUGGACAAUUUGGUCCAACACUCGUCCAUCGACAAGGUGUUCUUGUUUGAUGUCAACAGUAAGAUCUACGUGGCCACCGACUCGUCGCCCGUGGAUAUUCAGACCUACGAAGUGUGUGCAGAAUUCAUAGACAUUACCAUCGACCUCGACGACCUCUACAUCGAGGACUCCAACGGCUCGCAGGCGAAGAACAGCAACUCGAAGGUGGCCACACCCAAAGAGUUGAAAUCCAUAAGUCAUCUUUCCAACGGAUCCAUAUUAUACUUGAAGCAAAUGAUCAGAGGUUUGGCAUUAGUGGCUUUGAUACGGAAUGACGACGUAAGGAUCCUCAACGAUGGCUCUAGCGAGUCUUCCAUUGGUACCCAGGAGAGAUCCUUGACAAUUAUUGACUACAACGUCAACUUGUUGAAGAAGUCUUUAAUGAAGAUGUGGGAGAACUCGAAGUUGAUCUCCAGAAAUGAACAGUAUGAAGCCAGUGAACACCCAAGCACAGCGGAUUUGGGAAGCGAUGGCAUUUAA
Messenger RNA from Suhomyces tanzawaensis NRRL Y-17324, 1107 nucleotides. RefSeq lists its product as uncharacterized. The record is from RefSeq and is a predicted model, not a curated record. Gene Ontology annotation, cellular component: fungal-type vacuole membrane; Gtr1-Gtr2 GTPase complex; nucleus. Lineage: Eukaryota; Fungi; Ascomycota; Pichiomycetes; Serinales; Debaryomycetaceae. The transcript has a single exon. Gene Ontology annotation, molecular function: GTPase activity; GTP binding. Gene Ontology annotation, biological process: cellular response to starvation; cellular response to amino acid stimulus; positive regulation of TOR signaling. The coding region runs from base 1 to 1107 and encodes 368 amino acids.